This is a messenger RNA of Phragmites australis (common reed), 4857 nucleotides long. RefSeq names its product protein SHORT ROOT IN SALT MEDIUM 1-like. Gene Ontology annotation, molecular function: calcium ion binding. The coding region runs from base 465 to 4565 and encodes 1366 amino acids. Gene Ontology annotation, biological process: regulation of DNA-templated transcription. The transcript is spliced from 22 exons. Gene Ontology annotation, cellular component: nucleus. The record is from RefSeq and is a predicted model, not a curated record. NCBI's taxonomy places the organism in Eukaryota, Viridiplantae, Streptophyta, Magnoliopsida, Poales, Poaceae.
UUUAUUAUUUGCUGAACCCUAUGAAAAAACCAAGCAAAAUAAAAAGGAGUCGCAUAGUUCUCCCACACCCCGCGCUCGCCGAACCCCUCCUCCGCCGCCACCGCCGCUAACCCCCGCCGCUCUUCCACCGCAGCGCCCCAGGCCGCCGAGCUCGCUCCCAUCCGAAGCCGCAGCACGGGGGACUUGCCUCAUCCAACGCCAUACGGCCUCCUCCUCUUCCGCCCCACGGCUAAACCCUAGCACAUGUCGCGAGCAGCGGAUCGAAUCUGCUAAUUCCACCCAACUCCCGCUCGCCUCGGUGGCUGGAUUGGAUUGGAUUGGAUUCAUUUCAACCGUGUUCGCAGUUGGUGCUGAAAUAUCUAGGGUUUUUCCUUUUCUUUUCUCGCAGGCUCUUGUUCGUGCGCGCGGAUUGAUUCGUUCGGGUCUUGUGACCCCGUAGGAGCCCCUAGGCGGGCGCAUCCGCCAUGUUUCCUCCGAAAGGGCCCAAUCACUACGGGCAGCAGCCUCCGUAUAGCGGGCAACAACCAUACGGCCAAAUCCCUGGUAGCAGUGGAUUUGCGGCCCCGACAGGGGCGGGUGGUGCUGAUGGUGGCCGGUUUGGUGCUCGCCCUGGACAGGGGGCUGCUGCGCAGUAUGGAGGGCCUUACGCUUCCGUGUAUGGCACACAACAGGUUGGUGGACUUGGUACCAAAGGUCCAGCUUCUUCUAGUCUUCCUAGCUUGCCAACUCGUCCAACUUCACUCACCGAGUCAUCCAAGUUCUCGUCUGCACCUGUUGGGUCUAGCCUGGCAAGACCAAAUGAUGACUAUAUGGCUGUGCGUGGAUAUGCACAGAAGCUAGACCAGUAUAGCAUUGAUUAUACACUGGAGAGAAGGAUGUAUGGUGAACACCCAGCUAAUCUUGGUAGAAGAGAUGGCCUCAGUGAUUUGGAUAGAAGAUAUCCCGAUCAUAUUCCUGCAGGCCAUCAGAUUCAUGAUCAUAUGGAGCAGGGUUCGUCAAUGCGCCAUCAGCAGCUCCUAAAAACUCAACUGCAGCCUGGAUCUGAUACAAGACAAGCCGACUACUUUGCAGGAAGGUCUGCUCCAAUCCAUCAAGCAUCCCAGGAAAUUGGUGCAUAUGGAAGAGUUGAAGCUGAUAAUCGCAACACGUCCAUUCUUGGUUCUGCUCCAUAUGGAAGACAGCAGACAACCUCAUUGUUGGAAGGAGCUCCUAGGACAAACAUUGACAAUCUUGUCUAUGGACAAGGAUCAUCAAGCAGUGGCUACGGCGCGGGUCUGCCUCCUGGACGUGAUUAUGCCUCGGGGAAAGGCCUUCUCCAUGCAUCUUCGGAUUCUGAUUACCGAGAUAGCAUCUUACCCCGUGUGCAUCCUGGCAUCUCCAUGGUUGAUGAACGUAGAGCUGAUCGGAUUGAUUAUCGUCGUGAACUGGAUAUUAGAGAUGAAGAGCGUCGAAGGGACUUGUUGCUGGAAAGAGAAAAGGAGCUAGAAUGGGAACGGGAACGAGAGUUACGAGACUUGCGGGACCGUGAAAGAGAAAGGGAGCGUGAAAGGGAAAGGGACCGCGAAAGACUAAGAGAACGUGAAAGAGAAAGGGAACGUGAACGCGAAAGAGAACGUGAAAGAGAACGCCUUCGCGAGCGACGGGAGAAGGAGAGAGAGCGGGAUAGGAAGCACGGAGCUGAUCCAAGGCGGGAGCACACUCCACCUAGAGGCCCUGGUGAUCGACUGCAUUCUUCUUCUGUUAGGUCUGAGAAGCCUACGCGGCGAAUUUCACCUCGACGUGAUGUUGUGCAUAGGCAUCGUUCACCUGUUAAAGAAAUAAAGAGAGAAUAUAUUUGCAAGGUUCUUCCAUUUCGCUUGGUGGACGACGAGAGGGACUAUUUGUCCUUGACAAAACGAUAUCCUAGACUAGCAAUUACUCCAGAUUUUUCUAAGAUUGUCUUGAACUGGGCUAAAGAAAACUUAAAUCUUUCACUGCAUACACCAGUGAGUUUGGAGCAUGGCAUCCAUGAAGUUGAUGAUAAUGCUGACGAAGGAGCUGUUAUCACUUCCGAGCAAACAUCAAGCACCAAUACUCCAGCGACCAUUUGGAAUGCAAAGGUACUUUUGAUGAGUGGCAUGAGCAAAGGUGCCUUUGCUGACAUAACUUCAUUGAGAAGUACCGAGGAACGAAUAGUACACUUGAACAAUAUCUUAAAAUUUGCUGUAUUCAAGAAGGAUCGUUCUCUUUUUGCAAUUGGGGGCCCUUGGGAUGCAACAAUAGAUGGUGGUGACCCAUCAAUUGACUGCUCUUGCUUGAUUCGAACUGCCAUCAGAUACGUUAAGGAACUGGUUCAAGUUGAUCUAUCUAAUUGCAUCCACUGGAAUCGUUUUGUCGAGGUUCAUUACAAUAGAAUUGGCAAAGAUGGGCUCUUCAGUCAUAAAGAAAUCACUGUAAUGUUUGUGCCAAACCUGUUGGAAUGCCUGCCCUCAGUUGAUUUAUGGAAGAAUAACUGGAUUGCGUACAGAAAAUCGAAGGCAGAAAGGGAGCAACUGACAAUGAAGAAGGAAAAGAGCCCAGGUGAUUCAAAAGAACAGAAGCAAGGGGAACUGAACAAGGGUAAAACUACAGAUGAUGAUCAUUUAAAAGACAGUGAUGUUGGCUGCAGUGUUGUCAAAAAUGAGAAAGUUGAUGCUGAUGUGGAUCAGCAGGGUAAAGAUGGAGAGAGUAAGGUUGAUAAAGUUGAGGAACCCAUUGAGAGUAUGGGUGGGAAUGUUAAAGGAAAAACUACUGGUGACAUCUCUACUGACCAUGUCGUCGAGGAUAAAAAACCCACAAAAAAGAAAGUAAUAAAAAAAGUUAUGAAAAUCGUUCGAAAAAAACCAACUGCUGGAGCUUCAGCUGAUAAAUCGUCUCAUGAGGACAAGAAAGUUGCAGAAGAAACUGCAAGCAAAACUGCAGAAGAGCAUGGUCAACAAAAGAGUGAGGAUGUUGGAAAAGAACAGGAGGGAGCUGGCAUCAAUCAGCAGCCUGAAGCAAAGAAAACUGGGAAGAAGAAAAUAAUUCGAAGGAUUGUUAAAAGAAAAGUUUCUGCUGCAGGGUCCGAGUUGACUGCCCCUGCUGCUCCUUCUGAAACAAGCAAGCAAGAAGCAGAAGUUCAGCCAGAGAAAAAUGCUGAGAGUGUAACUGCUGCCGGGAAUUCACAAACUAAGCUGGAAGAAGGGCCGAGAACUCCCGCUGAAGAUAUCUCAAGUCAGAAGAAAGAAGAGAAGCCAGAGGAAAAGGAGAACACUUUGACUGAUCUCCAAAAUCCAAAUGGAGAUAAGGUUAAUCAGAAGGAAAUUAUGGAACAAAAAGAUGCAAAAAAGGAUGGAAAGAAUGGAAAGGAGAAGACAAAAGAUGAUAAAGAGAAAAAGAACAGAGAUCUCAAGAUGGAUCCAAAGCAAAAGCCGCUCAAUGGCACUAAAGAAAAGAAGAAGUCUGACGAACCUCCGAAAUAUCCAGGAUUCAUUCUUCAGGCCAAAAGGAGUAAUGAAUCUAAACUCCGUUCGACAGCCCUUUCGUUGGAUGGCCUCCUAGACUAUACCGCCAAGGAUAUAGAAGAGUCAGUAUUUGAGCUUUCUUUGUUUGCUGAGUCAUUCAGUGAAAUGCUUCAACACAGAAUGGGUUGUGUUAUCUUGUCGUUUCUUGAGAAAUUUUAUAGUCGUUAUGUUGCGAAGAGGAAUCAACGUAAGCGCCAAAGAGAGGAAGAUCUAAAGAAAGAAGAGAAAAAAUUGUCUGAGAAGCGACCCAAGACAACCCAUGAGACUAUAACUGAAAAUACUGAUAAUCCAGGGGAAGAUAAUAAAAUGAUGAAAGAGGGUGAGGAAAAGAUGAGCACAGAUCAUUCAGCAGCCACCCAUGAUGAACUGACAAAAGAGGGUCCGGGAAAACUGAGCACAGAUCAUUCAACCACUAAUCAUGAUGAGGCGGUGAAACAGGGAGAGGAAAACAAUUGCAUAGAUCAUUCAGAAGCUGCUCUCAAUGAACCCGAAGCUGAUACGAAAAUGGAGGAUGAAGAUCCUGAAGACGAAGAAGAUCCUGAAGAAGUAGAAAUGUAUGAAGAUGAUGACAUGGAUGAUGCUCCUGCUGAAGAACCGGUAGAAAAACAGAAUGAGGAUAACUCGAACGACAGUGAGGCCAAGCAAGAAGUAACUGCAGAAGAUGGUGGAAACAAGAAAGCAGUGAAGGAGCCUGAAUUGGAAAAUAUUGCUGACAACCAUGAAAAGCCUGCUUCAGCAGAGGCAAAGGCAGAGAAAGGGGAUUUGCUAGAAGGUGGAGAAAAGGAAAAGGCUUUUAGUAAGGAGGUUAAGACAGCAAAAGAUGAGGUGGUUGAUAAGGACCUAUUGCAGGCAUUUAGGUACUUUGACCAAAACAGAGCAGGCUAUCUUAAGGUGGAUGAUUUAAGGUGCAUUCUUCACAACUUAGGAAAGUUUGUAUCAAACAGAGAUGUGAAGGACUUGGUUCAAAUUGCUCUUAUUGAGAGCAACUCUGCAAGGGAUAAUCGAGUAAUCUAUCCAAAGCUGGUGAAGAUGGUUGACCUCUGACCUGGCUUUGCUUUGACCCGGAGUUCCUGACAGCCUAUUGAAGUCAACCUAUGAAUAUCAUCUAUAAGAAGUCAACUAUGUUGUAGACCAAUUUGCAUUGGUCAUGAUGGAGUUGUUUAACAUUUUCUGGAUACCUGUUUGCGUUAUGUUAUAAAGGAGCUGUUCUUUUUUGUUGAAUGCUUUCUUUCAUGGGAUGAUCUGAUCAUGUUUAUGACAAGCGGUGCUAUUGUAUGUGCACCUAGGGGAAUUUUAUUUUAUAAAUGCGGGCACCCGAGAAGAAGCUUUGUACUGA